CAGGAUGGAGCGGAUGUCUGAGGAGGUGCUGAGGCUGAACUUGCUCAAGCGGGGCCUGGAGACGUCCGAGGAGCGUGAAGAAGCCCUGGCCAAGCGCCUCAAGAUGGAGGGCCACGAGGCUAUGGAGCGCCUCAAGAUGCUGGCCUUGCUCAAGCGCAAGGACCUGGCCGCGUUGGAAGGGGCGGCGGCGGUGGCGGCCGGGUCCCUGGACGGCAGCAAAGGGGGGCCGGGGGGGAGCCACCACCACCAGAGUAUGCUGGCGGGCGCAGCGGCGGCCUACGAGGAGAAGAUUAACGGGAGCCUGGGGAGGCUGGGGGGCCAUGGAGGCCCCAGUAAGAAUGGCAAGGAGAACAUGGUGGACGAACCAGUGGACUUCAGCGCCAGAAGAGGGUAAGAAUCAUGAUUAGAAUGGACGUAGGACAGGUGAUGGAUGGACAAUUGCGGAUUGAAAUGAGUUGUUCAGAAGAUGUGGAUGUAGUGCUAGACAGAGUACACCAUUCAUCCUCUGUUAGUCGUCAUUCAUCUCUGAUCCCGUUCUCUCCCAUAUCCAGCGAUGUGGACCGUGAGCGACACACUCCGUCCCCAGACGUGAUCAUCCUGUCGGACAACGAGGCAUCCAGUCCCAGGGGGACGCCCUACCCCGGGGAGAGGCUGCACCAGGCCAACCUGGAGAUCUUCAAGGUACGUUGUCACCACUUGGCCUGUGUGGUCUAGCGGUUAGAGCCGCUGACCCUGGCACUCAAGUAGACCAUAGUUGGUGUGGGUUAAAAUCUGACCAACUGCCCUUCAUACUCACACUCCUCCAAUUUUUCCUGUCAGCCCUUCACUGUCCUAUCCAUAAACGUGUGAGUGUGUAACGUAUGCGUUCUAGGGGAAGAAUGGCGAAGAGCGGCAGCAGAUGAUCAAGGCUCUGCGGGAAGAGCUGCGUCUGGAGGAGGCCCGUCUGGUGCUGCUCAAGAAGCUUCGGCAGAGCCAGAUCCAGAAGGAGAACGUCGUGCAGAAGGUUAGUAUCAGCGUUGACACCAUUACCAUUCCAUAUUUCAUUUCCAAUUCAGAGAUUGAAAUAUCGUUAUAGAAAAUGUCAAAUGAGACCCAGCACCCUAGUAUGUGACAAUAUACUGGUGUUUGAAUUCCUUAGCCAACUACCUCACUUUACAUUGGAUAAUCAACUGGUAACAAAAAUCUAAAUCCGGGAUGAAUUCUCACUCAAAUCGGCAUCAAAUAUUAUAAUGGCUAUUGUAUCCCACAAAAUACAGGCUAAUGUCACUCUUGCUUGACUGUAUAGCCACCUAAACAGCCUGAUACUAGUACAACCUCUACUCACAGUGUACCGUAAUUUUCGGACUAUAAGCCGCGCCUUUUUUCCCAUUUUUCGAUCCUGCGGCUUAUAUAACGGUGCGGCUAAUCUAUGGAUUUUUACAGCUAAUGGCCACUAGAAGACCUCCUAAAUCUAUGGAUUUUACAGGUUACAGUCCACCAACUUUAACUCUAUGGGCUCUAUGACCGGUCCGCGCCCUCCACCUUUAAGCGGCGGGCUCCAGCAGGAAAAGCUGGAGGCCGGAAAAGAGUGAGACAGGUAGCGCGCAAAAGUAAAAGUGGAACCGAGAGUGGUACGAGAGACAGAACGAGAGACAGAACGAGAGCAAGACAGACAGACAUUACGAGAGCGAGACAGUUUGUCUCUUUCCCGACAAUCCCCUCUGUGCACGAACCCUUACAUAUGGUAAUUAAACAUUAAAACACCUGCGGCUUAUAGUCCAGUGCGGCUUAUAUAUGUACACAUCAUUCAAUAUCAUUCAAUUUAGCUGCUGCGGCUUAUACUCCGGUGCGCCUUAUAGUGCGGAAAUUACGGUAAAUGUGAAUGGCCCAGCAUGUAGCAGUGUUACCUAAGGCCCCUGUUUGAGGUAGUAAUGAGACUGUGCUGACACACAGACUAAACAGCUCAAUGUCAGAGCAGGAGUAAAAUAGCAGAGAUCUGUUAUAGUGUAUCAGUGACGUUAUUGUGUGCGAUCUGUGUCUCUGUUUGAAAGAGAGAGUGUGUGUGUGUGUGUGACCUUGUGUGUGCCACAUUCUUCUGCCAGACCUGACCCUACUAUUUAUAUAUUGUAUCAUAACUUAUAUACAUUGCACCAAUUGUUGUGUAUCAUCUGUAUAAUGUUCUCUAUUCUAUUGUACUAUUCUAUUACAACCAAUCCAGGUACCUGUGGUCCAGAAUACCACCUCUUCGGUGCAGCCGUCCCCCAUCCACAGUUCACAGGGGAUGGGAAAGCUGCCGGUCCGCCCUGGCAUGCACACCCCGGAUCCCCAGAACCUCCGCACUGCACAGGUGUGUGUGUGUGUGUGUCGGUCUGUGUGUAUUGCAUUGAUUUUGGCAGUAGCCUGACUGGAACUCAACCUGCACCCCUGGUCAGAGUCAAACCUGCUAUCCACAGCUCCAUGAGCAUUAUUGCUCCUUCAGUUGGAAUGUCUUGUAAUGCAUUACAUACCAGCGCUAUAGGAUCUAUACUGUAUGCUAAUUGUGUGUGCAUGCUUAGGCAAAUCUAUUUCACUACUCUUUGGAUCAUGUUUGUGUUUUGGAAAGCAUAUGGUUCCUGGUUAGGUUGAUAUCUUACAUCUAUAUAUGGAAGACAGUGCUUUGAGCCAUGAUCCCUUGAAUUGGACAUAGGUUGGUCAGGUCAGCUUUUUAUGUAAGCUGUUCACAUUGACUGUCUGAACUGUGACGAUAAGGCCACGUAUGUAUCUAUUCCCCUCUAGUGACUACAAACGGUACAACAUAUACCCAUAAACAGAAGCAUUACAUUUGUGGCUGACUGGCUCCCUAUAUUUCAAUGGCACACUCAGUGUAGCAAAUGGGGAUUCCUGGUCAAUUUAUUUGCGGAAUUAAUUAAAUUGUAUCCAAAUUUUAAAUUGUUACCCUCUCAUGGUUCUCCCCAUUUUAUUAACCAUCUCUUCUCUUUAUCACUUUCUCACCCUUUUCUGUCCCUCUUCCUCCUCCAUCCCUGCUGGGCAUAUAAUAAUGCAUCCCUUCUUCUGUUUUGAUUUCCUCUAACCUUUCCUCUUCUCCCUCCACAGGGUCACACAGUCAUCAGGUCGGGGGCUAACGCCUCCCUGCCCCCGAUGAUGAUGUCACAGAGGGUCAUCGCCCCCAACCCGUCCCAGCUGCAGGGCCAGAGAAUACCCUCCAAGUCUGGCAUGAACCGCUCUAGCACGGGCAGCAUGAGUAACGUCAGCUACCAGCAGGUAUGGUGCCAACCCUCUGCUCUCCACGUUUCAGCAAACUCUGGUUGCAUUCCGAUUCUCUACCCUUCACCCACGAGUAUCCACUCGGUCACUCCCCUUCAUGCAUUUAAAAGCAUUGGAUCAGUGCAAGCAUGGCUGGAGGAAGUUUCCACCAUAUUCCUUAUACCACUACAUUCAUUGAGCAUGUUUAAAAGUCAUAAAGACCAUCCAGAGGACCCUUCCGUAUGAAUAAUAGCAAUCACUUCAACUUGUCUCACGGUUUUUCCACUGUGCCCCUUUUCCCUUGUGCGUUGAACGCACCACAGGCCACCAGCCAGCAGGUGGUGGCGUCCCAGCGUUCGGGCUCCUCUGCAAUCUACAUGAACCUGGCCCACAUGCAGGUGGCUGGUGGCGUGGCCGGCGUGGGGAUGGGCAGCAGUGGGAUGGGCGCUGUCAGCCCUUCCACCAUGUCGAGCGGCACAGGUGGUGGCAGCAGCUCCGGCGUGAGUUCCCUGGCGGACCAGGCCAGCAGCCAGGCGGCAGCCAAGCUGGCCUUGCGCAAACAGCUGGAAAAGACCCUGCUGGAGAUCCCGCCGCCCAAGCCACCGGCCCCACUCCUGCACUUCCUGCCGUCGGCGGCCAACAGCGAGUUCAUCUACAUGGUGGGCCUGGAGGAGGUGGUGCAGAGCGUCAUCGACAGCCAGGGUGAGCCACUGGACAGGCACCGCUACAAAUCACACUGCAUCCCAAAUAACUUCUCAUUAUAUGAUCAAGAUUAGUGAUUCUGCGCCUCAACGUGCUUAAAGUAACUGUCCAGUGAAAAUCUAACUUUUAAAAGUUAAUAUUCUGUUAACUCAUACCCAAAUAAUGUUAACUCAUCAUAUACUCAUAUUUGUGGGCAAAGCAUAAAUUGAUGGAAAACAACACUUAAAAACCCCCCACCUCAGACUUGUAUCUCAAAUAGACUGUUUAAAAAAUGCUUGCUAUUUCCUCAGAGGAUGAUGUCAUCCUCCUAAGGAUUAGCUGGUUAAUCACCGGGUCUACUCGCAUGAAUAUUUUUAAUGACCGGUAUAUGCCCACACCAUUCUGCUUUUGGUGUAUGUCCACACCAUUCCAACACAUAAAAGCUGCUUUUUAACAUACUUCAUUAAACAAAUUUGAAGGGAAACUAUUUGCUCAUAUUGUAAUUAAUUCUAGGUAAUAUUUCAUAGAAAUAUGGAAACACUGGACAGUAACUUUAAACUGACCCCUCAAAUAUGUUGAUUUAAGAGCCAAAACCUGUAAUAACUGCCUCUCUCCUGCCUCUCUCAUCAGGUAAGCUGCGGGGGGCGCUGUCACACAUGGAGCCCUUCUUCUGCGCCCAGUGCAGGAUCGACUUCACCCCCCACUGGAAGCAGGAGAAGGGUGGGCGUAUCCUCUGCGAGCAGUGCAUGACGUCCAAUCAGAAGAAGGCCCUGAAGGCGGAGCACACCAAUAGGCUGAAGAACGCAUUCGUCAAGGCCCUGCAGCAGGAGCAGGUCAGCUGUUUAAUAAAGCAUGGAUUAAAGAGAUGCACAACAGGCUUUACAACGGGGUUAGGUCAAAUAUACUAGUAUGCAGGAAUGUUACAAACUAUGUGUGAUUAACGAUAAGUACAUUUUGCGGCUGACCUCUUUUGACAGCUGUCAGAGGGUGUGACCUCAUUAUGUUCUAGGGCCCUGAGCUGUCGGAGUGAACCAAUUGACUUUUUCCACUUGACCACUGACAUGCUCCGACUGUUAAAAGCUUUUUUACAGGAGCGUGUGUGUGUGUGCGAAUGUCCUUUUGUACUUGAAUUUCUUGUCUGUUUCCAUCCCUCUUCCUGUCCCAACCUUUUCUUCCCAUCCGUUGUUCAUUGUCUCAACCCUUAUCUCUCUCGCUCUCCUCGUGUUUAACAGGAGAUUGAGCAAAGGCUCCAGCAGCAGGCAGCCCUCUCCCCCAGCACGGCACCGACUGUUCCCAACGUCAGCAAGGCCGAGACCAUGAUCCGACAUCACGCCCUGCGUCAGGUAACGGGCCUACACUAAGAAACCUUAGUGACAAACCUUAAUUUGUUGGCUGUUAUCAGACGUCAAAGUAGUUUUAAAAAUUUAUACUGAGAUUAGUCCUUGGCCCACCCCAAUCUGUUGCGUAGAUCCAGCUAUAUGCCUCAAUCAACUAUCCUAUAGGCCCCAUUUAAAUCUGGGGUGUAGUCCAUAGUUUGCAGCAUUUGUAGAUCGUACUCUGGCACAGUAUCAUAUGAUGUUUUAAAUCAUUGUUACCAAAACCGUUUUGACUGGACCAACGUAUCUGGAGGUCACUGAUUUCCUCCACCGCUCUCUCACCCUCUGCUCCCUCAGGCUCCCCAGCCUCAGGCCUCCAUGCAGCGGGGUCUCUCCAGCUCGGCGAGGGGUGUCCUCUCCAACUUCGCCCAGGCCUCCCAGCUCUCCGUGGCCAGCGGCCUGCUGGGGAUGACGGGGAAGCAGCGCUGCGGAGGAGGAGGUGGCGGCACAAGUGGUGGCGGUGGCAGCAGUCGGAUCCAGCAUGAUGGCCGUCGCCAGAUCUACAACAUCCCCGGUGGGUUUUUGAGAACCCCUUAUGGUAACACUUCACUUAGGCCUAAAGCCUGCAGAUAUAAUGAUAUUACAUGUGAUAAGUCUGGUCCCUUGUGUAUAUACAGUGUAUUGGGAAAGUAUUCAGACCCCUUGAGUUUUUCAAAAUGUUGUUACAUUAGACUUAUUCUAAAAUGAAUUUAAAAAAUGUGUCCCUCAUCAAUCAACACACAAUACCCCAUAAUGACAAAGCAAAAACUGGUUUUUAGAAAUGUUUGCUAAUUUAUUAAAAUGAAAAACUGAUAUCACAUUUAAAUAAGUGUUCUGACCCUUUACUCAGUACUUUGUUGAAGCACCUUUGGCAGCGAUUACAGCCUCGAGUCUUCUUGGAUUUUAACGCUACUUGGCACACCUUUUUUUGUGAGUUUCUCCCAUUCUUCUCUGCAGAUCCUCUUAAGCUCUGUCAGGUUGGAUUUUCAGGUCUCUUCAGAGAUGUUCUAUUGGGUUCAAGUCCGGGCUCUGGCUGGGCCACUCAAGGACAUUCAGAGACUUGUCCUGAAGCCACUCCUGCAUUGUCUUGGCUGUGUGCUUAGGGUCAUUGUCCUGUUGGAAAGUGAACCUUCGCCCCAGUCUGAGGUCCAGAGCGCUCAGGAGCAGGUUUUCAUCAAGGAUCUCUCUGUACUUUGCUCCGUUCCUCUUUCCCCCGAUCCUGACUAGUCUGCCAGUCCCUGCUGCUGAAAAACAUCCCUACAGCAUGAUGCUGCCACCACCAUGCUUUACCGUAGGGAUGGUGCCAGGUUUCCUCCAGACGUGACGCUUUGCAUUCAGGCCAAAGAGUUCAAUCUUGGUUUCAUCAGACCAGAGAAUCUUGUUUCUCAUGGUCAGAGUCCUUUAGGUGCCUUUCCAAGCGGGCUGUCAUGUGCCUUCUACUGAAGAGUGACCACUCUACCAUAAAGGCCUGAUUGGUGGAGUGCUGCAGAGAUGGUUGUCCUUCUGGAAGGUUCUCUCAUCGCCACAGAGGAACUCUGGAGCUCUGUCAGAGUGACCAUCGGGUUCUUGGUCACCUCCCUGACCAAGGCCUUUCUCCCCCGAUUGCUCAGUUUGGCCGGGCGGCCAGCUCUAGGAAGAGUCUUGGUGGUUCAAACUUCUUCCAUUUAAGAAUGAUGGAGGCCACUGUGUUCUUGGGGACCUUCAAUGCUGCAGACGUUUUUUUGGUACCCUUCCCCAGAUCUGUGCUUUGACACAAUCCUGUCUCGGAGCUCUACGGACAAUUCCUUUGACCUCAUGGCUUGGUUUUUGCUCUGACAUGCACUAUCAACUGUGGGACCUUAUAUAGACAGGUGUGUGCCUUUCCAAAUCAUGUCCAAUCAAUUGAAUUUACCACAGGAGGACUCCAAUCAAGUUGUAGAAACAUCUCAAGGAUGAUCAAUGGAAGCAGCUGAGCUCAAUUUCGAGUCUCCUAGCAAAGGGUCUGAAUACUUAUGUAAAUAAGGUAUUUCUGUUUUCGCUUUGUCAUUAUGGGGUAUUGUGUGUAGAUUGAUGAGGAAAUGUUUUUAUUUAAUCCAGUUGAGAAUAAGGCUGUAACAUAACAAAAUGUGGAAAAAGUCUGAAUAAUUUCCGAAUGCACUGUAUAUAACUGGUCACGUGUGGCUCAGUUGGUAGAGCAUGGCGCUUGCAAAUGUCAGUGUUGUGGGUCUGAUUCCCACGGGGGACCAGUAUGAAUAUCUUUGCACUCACUUCUGUAAGUCUCUAAAUGAUUAAAAUGUAAUGAGCAUGUGUGAGCCUUUAUAAUGUGAUAUUGUAAUACUCAUAAUAAGUUAUGUUUCUCUAUGUAGCACAUUUUUAACUGCUUCCAAAUGGCUUUUUAAUUUAGUCAGGAUCAUGAUGAGAUAAUGAUGAUAAUAUGGGGGUAAUAUGUGCUUAUGACAAGUCUUACAAUGCAUUAUACCAGCAUUAUAAUGCAUAAUACCUGAAGGUGUUGCCCAAAUGUUUAGCAUUCAAAGAAAGAGUAAGAGUGAGAAACAAUGAGCUUUACACAUUUUUCACAAAGAUAGCCAUACAGAGAGCAUACAUAAAAUAAUUAUUUCAAUAAUAAUUGUCAUACCUAUCAUUGUCUAACAAACAUCUAAUCUCAGAUGAGGUGGACAGCAGGGUUGGGGUUAAUUCAACAAUUUACAUUCUAUAUAAUUAAAUUCCCUCUCCCUGUAAAUUUGAUUUCAUUCAAUUAAAAUUCCAGGUCAGUCUUUGAAUUCUGAGGGAAUUCAAUCCCUCUAAAUUCCAAUGUUAGGUUAUAAAAAAAUAAAAAAUAAUCCAAAUUCCACAAAUAUCAAAUUAAAUUCCCUCAGGCUGUUAGGCUGAUCAUGUCACUGUUCAGACAGCCUAGCUAAACUGGACAUAUAGAAAUCCAAGUUGAAAUAUUUUUUUAACAAAUCCUGCAGUAAAUGUUUAUACUAAGUGCAUUAACUGUGAAAUGUAUAAAUAUUAAAUUCAAACAAAUAUUUGUUUUACAAUUUCAAUUGAAUUACAAUUUAAACAGUCAAAUUCUAUAACUUGAAUAUUGUUGUAAUUGUAAGUGAAUUCAACGUAAAUUCUCCACUUCAUGACUGAAUUCAAUUUUACAUUGGAAUUUAAAUUUAAAUUGGAAUUGACCCGAACCCUGGUGGACAAAACAGACACAGCAGACUCUGGAAUAUUGUUCAUUUUUAAAUAUGUUGUGGGGACAAAGGAUUUAUUAAAUGUGUUCCUCUUUCUUCCUCUCUCUCUUUUUCCUCUGUGUUUCUUCCUGUCCUUUUAACUUUCCUUGUUCUCUCAACCUCUUGUUUGAACUCUCUCGGUCUCUUUCUCUCUAUUAUUCUUGAUUUCUCUCUUUCUCCUUCUCUCUCAGGGUUGAACAUUGCCUACCUGAACCAAGGAGGGGUCGGGGCCAACAAAGGCUCCAGCUUAGCAGACCGUCAGAGGGAGUACCUAUUGGACAUGAUCCCGCCACGCUCCAUAUCACAGUCCAUCAACGGACAGAAAUGA
Molecule: messenger RNA, 8789 nt
Organism: Coregonus sp. 'balchen'
Lineage: Eukaryota; Metazoa; Chordata; Actinopteri; Salmoniformes; Salmonidae
Source: the annotation of a GenBank genome assembly